This is a messenger RNA of Durotheca rogersii, 1869 nucleotides long. Its product is annotated as alpha/beta-hydrolase. Bases 1 to 1869 code for a protein of 622 amino acids. The transcript is spliced from 5 exons. Lineage: Eukaryota; Fungi; Ascomycota; Sordariomycetes; Xylariales; Xylariaceae. The record is from RefSeq and is a predicted model, not a curated record.
AUGCAUAAACGAUACGUCUCCGUUCUUUUCUUGCUCUCCACCCUAGCUGCCGCCUCCCCGGCUACCCCGGGCGGGAAGAAGGUCGCGGCGCGGCAGGACGAGCUGCCCGUCAUCGACCUCCCGUACGCGUCGUACCGAGCGGUGCGGUACGACGACGAUAACGACAUUUAUGUCUUCAAGAACAUCCGGUUUGCGGCGCCGCCGGUCGGCGACCUGCGGUGGGCGAAGCCGGCUCCGCCGCUGAACGAGACCAGCAAGGGCGUCCAGGACGGGAGCUUCGGCAACGAGUGCGUGCAGGCGGCGCCGAACGGACUGAACCUGAUCGGCACCGGAAACCAGUCGCCCAUCGGCGCGGCGAUUAACCAGUUUCUCGGUGGGAUCCCGCUGCCUAUAUUUGAGGGCGGCACUGAAGACUGCCUGUUUCUUGACGUCUGGGAAGACGUUCCUGGGAAGGCUCUGGAAAACCCAGAGGAGAAGCUGCCCGUGAUAGUCUUCGUAUCCGGCGGCGCCUACAUCUUCGGCGGUAAGAACUCGAAUGAGCCCGUGCUGCCUUUUUACGACGGCACCGGCCUCGUUGCGCAGUCCGAGAACAGGAUGAUCUACGUCUCGAUGAACUACCGGCUUGGAGCGUACGGCUUCCUCGCCGGGACUACGAUGGAGAAGGAAGGCCUCCCGAACGCUGGUCUCUGGGAUCAGAGGGCCGCCUUCCAGUGGGUGCAGGACUACAUUCCCCUAUUCGGUGGAGAUCCGGCGCAGGUAACGGCGAUGGGCCAGUCCGCCGGGGGCGGGAGUCUGAUGCACCACCUCGUAGCCGAGGGUGGAACGCUCGACCCUCUCUUCUCGAGGGCCAUCUUGCUGUCUCCCGCGUUCGAGUACAUGUGGGAUCGGGCCGGUUCGGUUCAGCAGACGUUCGAAAAGUUUGCGAGGUUGGCUGGUUGUGAGGGCGAGGGACUCGCGUGCUUGCGGAAGGCUAACGAAUCCGCCCUCGCCGAGGCGAACACGCAGUUGAUGAAACAGCAGUUCUCGGGCACCUUCGCGGUCGGCCCGACGCCCGACGGCUCUUUUAUCCGACAGCUCCCCGUGCUCGAGCUGAGCACCGGCAAUUUCUGGGACAUCGAGUCGCUCAUCCUGUCACACACUACCGAAGAGUCAAACGUGUUCGUAAGCGGCCUCGUGCAGACAGACGACGAGUUCCGGACGUUCAUCAACGCUAUCUUCCCCAACUACACGCAGGUCGCUGGGGUGACGGACAAGAUCGAUGCCUUCUACCAGCCGAGCGACCCCGAGUCCGAGUCGCAGACGGACCGAGUCCAGGACCUGCUCCGCGAUAGCAGCUUCACGUGCAACAUACGCCACCUGACCGAGAGCGUCGGCGACUCGAAGGUGUGGAACAUGCAGUACGGCGUGACGCCGGGCCUGCACGGGACGGACCUGCUGCCGAUCUUCUUCAACUCGAAGCUCAACGGCGACAGCUUCCUGGAGAACCUGGCGAAGCUGAUGUCGCCGGGGAUCUCGCUGCUGGUGGCGGGGAUAAGCGGGGCGCUGCAGAGCUACCUCACGAGCUACGUGCUGACGGGUGACCCGAACGCGAACCGCAAGAUCCUGAACCUGCCGCCGACGGUGCGCUGGGACCACCCGAGCAGCGGCGACGAGAGGAUCUCGGGCGUGGUGAACCUCGGCAACUGGGGGUUCAGCACCGUCGAGGACAGCCAGAACGAGAAGACGCCCUGCGACUUCUGGAGGGACGUCGCGGCCGCCGUGACGAGCCUCGGCGGCUACUCGCCCCCCGGCGCGGUCGUGGAGCAGGGGCUGCUGGCUGAGGACGCGAAGUUCGAUCCGAGCGCGAACUACAAGGGAGGGAACGCCUAG